UGGUUAUUUCUUAUUUCAGGGGAAAUAAAGAAAAAAAAAAUCAGAAAAGAAAAAGAAAUUAUAAAAUGAAGAACGGGAAGAGUUGAGUAAUGAUUCUUCGGCCCACAGCGCGACCCCUCUGUCGCUCCUCACUCUACCUCCAACCCAGGUGGAGCUACAGAUCAAGGUGCACAAGAAAAGAUAUGGCUCGAGAUGGAUUGGAUUUUUCGGAAGCUAAAAGGCAUGCUGCUUUUCGAUUGUGCAAAGUGUCCGGUUACAUGACUGAGUUGCUGGAGAUUCGCGCCGAUGAUCCUAAACUGCACGUUUUAUUCAUUCCGGGAAAUCCAGGUAUUGUUGCAUUUUACAAGGAUUUUGUGGAAGCAUUGUACGCGUUUCUCGGAGGACAUGCAUCUGUAACAGCAAUCGGGCAUGUUUCACACACCAAAAAGAACUGGGAGCGCGGAAAGUUAUUCUCAUUAGAAGAACAAAUUGUACAUAAGGUGGAUUUCAUUAAUCAGGAGCUAGAAAAUCUUGAAGUUCCUAUAUUAUUGGUUGGGCACUCUAUUGGCUCAUAUAUGGCUAAUGAUGUGUUUAGGAGGUCCUCGGAAAAGGUGACCUAUUGCAUUGGACUAUAUCCAUUUUUGGCAGUAAACCCCCAAUCGAGGUGGCAGUCUUUUAUUGGGAAGAUUGUAGAGUCACAAGUUUUAAGUGUUGCACUUAGUUGCAUUGCGGCAUCAUUGGGAUCCUUACCAAGCAGUGCUUAUAGGUUGAUUUUGACAAACUCUGUUGGGAGUUCAUGGUCAGCUGCUGCAGUUGAGGCUGCUUGCUCACACUUGGUGCAGUACCAAGUUGUACGGAACAUACUCUUUUUGACUAGGACAGAGUUCAGAAAGCUUGCAGAAAUACCAGAUUGGAAGUUUAUGAGAGAAAAGCAGGAGAAAAUAGCAUUUUUGUUUGGUGUUGAUGAUCACUGGGGUCCACUUCAAAUGCAUGAAGAGAUUUCCAAGCAGGUCCCAGGCAUUUCUCUAUCAAUUGAAAGGGCCCAUCCUCAUGCUUUCUCUUGCACUGAAGAUGGUUCAUCAUGUGUUGCAAAGCAUGUAGCAAGAUUGAUCGAGAAUCAAGUACUGCAUUCAGGGCAGUAAGGGAUCUCUGUUGCUGCCAUUUUGGGAUAUAGAAGUCAUGUUAAGUAUAUGGUUAGGAUUGUUCGUCAACGGAUAUAAUUGAUCAUCCCAUUAUGUUUAAAUAAUAAUUACAUCUUGAAAAAAAAAAUUAAACUGAUAUAGUAGUUAGCAAUGCAGUUAUAUUGAUGUUUGUUCUGAUCAAGUAACUGGUUAAGUUGUUAUGCAUAACACAGAUAAGUCCCUUCAAAUGCUGGUAUCUAAGGUACGGUUUGGAUGGUGAGAUGAGAUGGUUUUAGAUGAAAGUUGAAAGUUGAAUAAAAUGUUGUUUGAAUAUUAUUUUUAUUUGAAAUUUGAAAAAGUUGAAUUGUUUAUUA
Carya illinoinensis is the source of this 1474-nucleotide messenger RNA. Its product is annotated as lipid droplet-associated hydrolase. The coding region runs from base 90 to 1121 and encodes 343 amino acids. The transcript has 13 exons. Gene Ontology annotation, biological process: lipid storage. NCBI's taxonomy places the organism in Eukaryota, Viridiplantae, Streptophyta, Magnoliopsida, Fagales, Juglandaceae. Gene Ontology annotation, cellular component: lipid droplet. Gene Ontology annotation, molecular function: lipase activity. The record is from RefSeq and is a predicted model, not a curated record.